Molecule: messenger RNA, 1215 nt
Organism: Aureobasidium pullulans EXF-150
Lineage: Eukaryota; Fungi; Ascomycota; Dothideomycetes; Dothideales; Saccotheciaceae
Product: Zip-domain-containing protein
Exons: 5
Coding region: 1-1215 (404 amino acids)
Biological process (GO): intracellular zinc ion homeostasis; zinc ion transmembrane transport
Cellular component (GO): membrane
Molecular function (GO): zinc ion transmembrane transporter activity
Source: RefSeq, a predicted model, not a curated record
AUGAGCCGUGUAUAUGCCAUCCUGUUGGUCGUUCUUGUAGCUUUGUGCCAAAUCAUCGCUGCACAAUCCGAGAAGAUCCCCGUGGGAGACCUCUCAUCUGCAGAGAUCGAGGAACAGAUCCAGCAAUGUCCAUUGGUCCAGACUCUCAAUGCACACAAGGCAUCUACUGCCCAUGAGGCCGCUACAGGCUUUACAGCCAGAGCAUUCGCCGUCUUGUUCCCCGGCUCUCCUGCUGUCAACACACUCCUGAGCGUUCUUUACAUUUCUGGACCUCCCAACUUCUUGCUGGCUCUGUGCCCCUCAGAUAUUGACCCAGCAUCCUUGAACACCAUGGUUGCCUUUGCCUUCGGUGGUCUAAUGGGAGACACUCUUUUCCAUCUCCUUCCCGAGAUCUUCGUUGGCGAGGACAGUCCUGAGCAUGUCACUCUGGUUGUCGCCGAUGGCAACAAGAACAUCUUGCUCGGCAUUGCUAUCAUGGUGGGAUUCGUCAGUUUUGUCAUCCUCGACAAGGCUAUCCGUAUUGCCUCUGGAGGUGACGAAGGUCACGGUCACUCUCACGGUCACGCUCAUGGCAAGAUCGAGGGCGGCGAAAAGGCAGCUGCGUCAGCCAAAGCAUCUGGUUCCGAGAAGGAUCAAACCGAAGGCCUGCGUCAACGCAACGGCGAGAAGGCAUCUGUCGUACCUGUUGAACAACAGCAGGAAAGUGGUCCCAGCUCCAACAGAGGUUACCUUAACAUUAUUGCCGAUUUCACUCACAACAUCACUGAUGGUCUUGCCAUGGCAUCCUCAUUCUAUGCUUCUCCUACUGUCGGAGCAUUGACAACCACUGCCGUCUUUUUCCACGAGGUCCCUCACGAGGUCGGCGAUUUCGCUCUCCUGAUCCAAUCCGGCUUCUCCAAGCGCGCAGCAAUCGGAGCACAAUUCCUGACCGCUGCAGGUGCCCUGACCGGUGCACUGAUGGGCAUCGCAGUUCAAGAGUACGGCGGCAAUGCAGCCGAUGCUAUUUCCACUCCUGGACUCUUCGGUACCAGUCUUCACUGGGGUGACCUUUUGUUGCCUUGGACUGCCGGCACAUUCAUGUUUGUAGGCAUGAGCGUUGUGCCUGAACUCAUGGAGACUGGACCUAACAAGGUUGCCGAGGUCAAGAAGAUUGUCACCCAGUUGGUGGCUAUUGCUGCUGGAGCUGGUAUCAUGAUUGCCAUCUCGUGGUCGUAA